UUAAAACACACACUCUUCUGUGUCUCUUCUUCCGUUGGAAAAUGUCCCAAAUGAAAGAAGAUCGGGGAGCGAUCUUGCGACGUUGGACGAAUCAUGAUGAUGAUCUCCCAGAUGAAAUCGUGUUGGACAUUUUAUCAAAGCUACCUGUGAAAUCUCUCCUAAGAUUCAGGUGCGUUUGCAAACCCUGGUACUCUUCCAUAGCCAACCCCAAUUUCAUCUCUACCCACCUCCAUAAUCACAAUCAUAUUCAUCAUCACAGUUAUGUCACACACAUCCCUAGGAACAUUCCCGAACCUUCAUCUGGCUCUUCACGUUCUAGCGGUCAACUCUGUACUCUCACUUGCGACCGCACCUUUGAAACCAUAUCCGAGUUUAGAGUUCCCUUCACUUUUCAAUCUGGGUUUCCCCAUUUUGUGGGUUCAUGUAAUGGAAUAUUGUGUUUCAUUAAUGAUAAUGCACCAGGGUCUAAUGUUUUUUACUUAUGGAACCACAGUAUUAGAAAAUUUAAGAGGUUGCCCGAUAACCAGUUUCUUGUUAUGACAUUCGGAAUUGGGUAUGGUUCCCAGAAUAACGACUUCAAGGUUGUUGGGAUUUCAUGGACUUUUGCCAAGUCCCCUCCCCCUAAGGUUGGGGUGUACUCAUUAAAUUCGGAUUCAUGGAAAAGAGUUGAACUUGGAAUCUCGUUGAGACCCAAUGUUUUAUACUACAAUGGGAAUUAUUUUAAGGCAUUACCAUUUGUUAGUGGGCAUUUACAUUGGAUGUUUAAAAUGUCAGGUGGACAGGAGAGGCAUUCUACUCAUAUG
Molecule: messenger RNA, 803 nt
Organism: Quercus lobata
Lineage: Eukaryota; Viridiplantae; Streptophyta; Magnoliopsida; Fagales; Fagaceae
Product: F-box/kelch-repeat protein At3g06240-like
Exons: 2
Molecular function (GO): protein binding
Source: RefSeq, a predicted model, not a curated record